Molecule: messenger RNA, 395 nt
Organism: Ctenocephalides felis (cat flea)
Lineage: Eukaryota; Metazoa; Arthropoda; Insecta; Siphonaptera; Pulicidae
Product: flightin-like
Exons: 3
Coding region: 1-369 (122 amino acids)
Source: RefSeq, a predicted model, not a curated record
AUGUCGGAGGAAGUAGCAGCACCAACCGUCCAGGAACCUGAGCCUAUUCCUGAAAUCAGGCAUCGCACAUUCAAACAUUGGGUCAGACCAAAAACCCAGCAAUACCAUUACAUAAAUGAUUACAUGAGAAACUACUACGACGAUGUCUUGGAUUACUUAGACAAACGUCAAAAGGGUCUCAGAGUGCCCCCACCGAGACCCCAAUAUUGGGCCGAAAGGGCCCUCAGGACAUACUUAAACAAAUCUUCAUCUUACAAACAAGCCGAAAUAGAAGACACCAUUUUGAGGUCACACAUCAGGACAGACAACAGAUUCUAUCAAGCCCAUUACAAAGGCUACAACGAACGUAGAUAUACAUUCAAUUUAUAAAUAAUUUGUUUGAAUUUGAUUGUGAA